Messenger RNA from Python bivittatus (Burmese python), 2343 nucleotides. It is a transcript of the gene ETNPPL, whose product is annotated as ethanolamine-phosphate phospho-lyase. NCBI's taxonomy places the organism in Eukaryota, Metazoa, Chordata, Lepidosauria, Squamata, Pythonidae. Gene Ontology annotation, cellular component: mitochondrion. Gene Ontology annotation, molecular function: pyridoxal phosphate binding; ethanolamine-phosphate phospho-lyase activity; transaminase activity. The record is from RefSeq and is a predicted model, not a curated record.
GAUGUCUCGCUGGCAGAGAGCGAGUCCCCGGAGAUUGCAGAGAGCCAAAGAGAGCAUUCGGGAGCGGGCUGGAGGAUGGAGAUGUACAGCAAAGCGGAGACCCUCGAACUGCGGAAGAAACACAUCGGGCCAUCAUGCAAGGUUUUCUUUGCUAAAGAUCCCAUUAAGAUUGUGCGGGCUCAUGGACAAUAUAUGUUCGAUGAGAAUGGAGAAAAAUACUUGGAUUGCAUUAACAAUGUAGCACAUGUUGGACACAGCCAUCCUGAUGUAGUCAUGGCUGCAGUGAAACAAAUGGAGCUGCUUAAUACCAAUUCUCGAUUCCUACACGACAAUCUGGUCCAGUAUGCUAAACGUCUCACGGCUACCCUGCCAGAGAAGCUUUCCGUUUGCUAUUUUGUGAACUCUGGCUCUGAAGCAAAUGACCUUGCUUUGCGCCUGGCUCGGCAGUAUAGCGGUCACUACGAUGUGAUAACCCUUGAUCACGCUUAUCAUGGGCAUGUGACCUCCUUGAUUGAUAUCAGUCCAUAUAAAUUUAAUCAGCUGGGGAAAGAGGGCAAGAAAGACUUUGUACAUGUGGCACCUUCUCCAGAUAUCUACAGAGGAAAGUACAGAGAAGACCAUGAAGAUCCAGCAGGUGCUUAUGCUGAUGAUGUGAGAAAUAUUAUUGAAAAAGCUCAAAAGAAUGGCUGUAAGAUUGCUGCCUUUAUUGCUGAGUCCAUGCAGAGUUGUGGAGGCCAAAUAAUUCCACCUGCAGGCUAUUUCCAGAAAGUGGCAGAAUUUGUCCACAAAGCAGGAGGAGUUUUCAUAGCAGAUGAAGUCCAAGUUGGAUUUGGUCGUGUUGGAAAGUAUUUCUGGGGAUUCCAGCUGCAAGGUGAAGACUUUGUGCCUGACAUUGUCACCAUGGGGAAGCCCAUUGGCAAUGGCCAUCCAAUGUCUUGUGUUGUUACAACAAGAGAAAUUGCAGAAGCCUUUGGUGCCUUGGGUUUAGAGUACUUCAAUACUUUUGGUGGAAACCCAGUAUCUUGUGCAAUUGGUCUGGCUGUCUUAGAUAUAAUAGAAAAAGAAGAUCUCCAAGGGAAUGCCACACGCGUUGGAAACUACCUCCUUGGAAUACUCAAGGAACAACAGAAAAAGCACUCAUUGGUGGGAGAUGUCAGAGGUGUUGGCUUAUUUAUUGGUGUGGAUCUUGUGAAAGAUCAACAAAAGAGAACACCGGCUACUGCUGAAGCCCAGCAUAUCAUUUACAAGCUGAAAGAAAGGAGGAUCCUUCUGAGUGCAGAUGGGCCUUACCGAAAUGUCUUGAAAUUUAAGCCACCCAUGUGCUUCAGUAUGGAAGAUGCAAACUUUGUAGUUGAUCAAAUUGAUGAGCUCCUUACAGAUUUAGAAGAAGCAACUCUAAGCAAGGCUAAAAACAGUCUACCUACAAAUAUGCAGUCUAAAAGAAAAUUGCCUACUGAUGGGAGUUCCCAGUUAGAAUCUAAUAAUGAAAACAUCAGUCCUAUUAAUGGAACCAUCUGCAGGCAUGAAAAUGGGUUUUCUGGUGAAAGUCAUACAAUGCCUUGUAAAAGAAUUAGGACAUGAAGCAAAAGGAUUUCCUGAGUAGCUGAUGGUGUUUAAAGAAAAAUGGCUUCAGUUAACUAUUACGUAUAACUCAUUAUAUAUGAUAUAGAAAUAUCCAUUUUUACCUAUGGUCAAAAUUUGGAGCAUCAUCCUUUGCAGUUAUUGUAUAAAUCAGUUUUGCCUCCUUUGUUUGAGAUGCCAAAUACAGAUUUUGACUGUUCUGUCUUCCUGUUUGAAAUUUCAAUGUUUGUAUUGAGAUAUUAAUGAUUUCUCAUGUUUUAAUGAUAAAUGUAUAGCCCUGUGCUAUAUAAGCAUGUAACUUGUAUAUCUCAAAAGUAGUCCAGCGAAAGGACAUAUGGAAGAAUCUAUGGAGGCAGGUACAUUUUUAAAACUUAAAGUCCCACAUCAGCUUCCUUCUGAUUUAUGAAUCAGUUGCUAUGUUUUGUUUUGUUUUGUUUUGUUUUGUUUUGGUGUGUGUGUGUGUGUGUGUGUGUGAGAGAGAGAGAGAGAGAGAGAGAGAGAGAGAGAGAAUAAAUUGUGAUUCUUUCUCCAUGCACUAUGGAAAAUAACUUGUUUUAUAUUCACUGUUGGAUUUGUAUUAAUGACUGAACAUUCUGAUGUACUAUGAUGGUUAGUGUAUUCAUUUUAGUGUAUUGUCAAUUGUUUGUUUAAUAUUAUCAGUAUUCUUUAUCACUCUAAUGGAAUGUUAGGUAGUUUUUUUAUUUACUUGUUUAUUUCAAAGAAUAAAAUUAUUUUGAGCUUGGAAUCCUUGUGUAUUUAAAU